Molecule: messenger RNA, 381 nt
Organism: Rotaria sordida
Lineage: Eukaryota; Metazoa; Rotifera; Eurotatoria; Philodinida; Philodinidae
Source: the annotation of a GenBank genome assembly
AUGUUUCUACUUGACGACCGAGAGACCAUUGAAAAAAAAUUACUUCAUAUUCUAUCUGAACGAAUUAUUAAUUUAAAUCUUGAUCGAAAUAUUCGUCGUCAAUUAAUAUAUAACAUCUAUAAAUUUAGUUCAUAUUUUUUUCCUGUUGAUAUAAAUACAAUUGUACAUCCACGUUUUUUUAAUUAUGAAUCUGAUGAAGAAUCAGAUGUGGAUGAUGUAACCGAUGAUUCGACUUCAGAUGAAGAUGAUUUUUACGACGAUAUAGAAAAUCAAAUACUUGAUUAUUUCGAUUUUGAACAAUUUAUUGCUGCUAUGUCUGAUACUUCAUCAAUAAAUCACCCUGAAUAUCAAAAUAAUAAUAAUAACAAUAAUUUCUUUUGA